Messenger RNA from Trypanosoma cruzi, 1043 nucleotides. Its product is annotated as mitogen activated protein kinase, putative. The annotation marks the transcript as partial. The record is from RefSeq and is a predicted model, not a curated record. NCBI's taxonomy places the organism in Eukaryota, Euglenozoa, Kinetoplastea, Trypanosomatida, Trypanosomatidae. The transcript has a single exon.
CAUGUCAAACACCAGCGGUGGACGCGUCGAACAGCUCGGGUCUCGUUGCUGUGCAGCCUAAGGCGCCGUUAUUUCCCGGGGAGCCGGAGGAAACUGGGGAGGUCUUCCUGCCGCUCUUAGCGAUGCCGCCGAGAGUGCUGGAGUCGGAGGACGAGUGGUCAUUGGGCAAUAAAGGGACAUCGCGGGGCGGCGCUAGUCUGGGAAAUGGGUGUAGCGGCGCCUCCCCCUUUCAGCAGUUGGGGACGCUGUGGAGCCACUACUUGGGAACGGCGAUAAAUGGAGGUGUGAACAACUCCGGGGAGCUUCCCAGCAUUAGCACCCGUCAGAUGCAGACACACCACACAAUGGCUACGCCUAUAUUUAAUGGCAACAAAAAUACGUCCAAGCCGGAAAAUAAAGCCAACAGGGAGAUGCUUAUUAGUUCCAUUCAGACAUUAAAAAUGGCCGGCGGUUCGACGCAGGGUCCGCUCAACCCUCCCUCCACCACUAGCCAACAAGGCUCCAAGGUGUCUGGUGUGCCGCAGGGAACAUCCACGCAUUCCCGCAAGAAUUGGAAGAAUCAGGGCAUGGCCAGCAAGAAGGCGGAUCCAAUGGGCGGAUGGAAAUUGGGGUCCCUGAAGAAAUCGAUUAAAUUGGGUUACCCCAUGUUCCCUGCGCUGCCAAGUGGCUGCAGCUCACCUGUGUCGACAGCAUUCACCACGACCAGUAGUGUGGCGCUCAAUGCGCUGUCUGUCCUGCGGGAUGCCAAUAGCAACACGGUGCCGAAGUCCAUGCCCAAAACCCACACCAACACUGUGCCUACAACCACCACCACCAACACCAACACCAACACCACUACUCCUACCACGACAGUGAACGCCGGCAGCGGGGAUGGUGUCGUCAACAAUAACCAUCCCCCGAAGUCCAAGAGGAAGCAGUCAAAGCGGACUCCGCUGCCAGGAGGAGCACCAGCGUCGCCUCCAAGAGUCUCGGGGAACACAACCUCGCGCCACAAUGUGAAUGGACAGAAGUGCUCCCUGCAUGAUGUUCCAUCAAAACGAUAG